CUACUACUGGUUUCUUAUCUUACAUGAUCAUUGAAUAAUAGAUAGAUAUAUACCAGUUAACUUAACACUCCCUUUUCUGAUAUUUCCCCCUGUGUGAAUCCCUUCUAAGUCAAGAUGACUGAGGGCAAAGUUGUUGAAGCAGGAGUUCCAAAAACUCUUGAGGAUUUCGAUACUCAAAAGAAGCCCAAGCGAAACAAGUAUGCUUUUGCAUGUGCUAUGUUGGCCUCCAUGACUUCCAUCUUGCUUGGUUAUGAUAUUGGUGUGAUGAGUGGAGCAGCCAUAUACAUAAAAAGAGACCUCAAAGUCUCAGACGUGCAAAUAGAAAUCCUCAUGGGAAUCAUCAACCUCUACUCCCUCAUAGGCUCAUGCCUCGCCGGCAGAACCUCCGACUGGAUCGGUCGCCGUUACACGAUUGUUUUCGCCGGUUCAAUCUUCUUCGCCGGAGCCAUACUCAUGGGGUUCUCACCCAACUACUCCUUCCUCAUGUUCGGCCGUUUCAUCGCCGGCAUUGGCAUCGGCUACGCCCUCAUGAUUGCCCCCGUCUACACCGCCGAAGUCUCCCCUGCUUCCUCUCGUGGCUUCCUCACCUCCUUCCCUGAGGUUUUCAUAAAUGGAGGGAUAUUAUUAGGAUAUAUAUCGAACUAUGCAUUUUCGAAGAUGGCACUUCACAUGGGUUGGCGUAUGAUGCUCGGAAUUGGUGCGGUUCUUUCAGUAAUCCUUGGAGUUGGAGUGUUAGCCAUGCCUGAAUCUCCUCGAUGGCUUGUCAUGCGGGGUCGUUUAGCAGAGGCAACAAAAGUUCUUAACAAAACCUCAGACUCAAAGGAAGAGGCUCAGUUAAGGUUAAACGACAUCAAGCGUGCCGCUGGGAUCCCCGAAAGUUGCAACGACGACGUCGUUCAAGUAUCCAAGCAUAACACUGGCGAGGGUGUAUGGAAAGAGCUUUUUCUUUAUCCAACGCCCGCGAUUCGUCACAUCGUAAUAGCUGCCCUUGGUAUUCACUUCUUUCAACAAGCGUCAGGCAUAGACGCUGUCGUUUUGUACAGCCCCACUAUCUUCGAAAAGGCUGGGAUCAAGAGCGACACCGAUAAGCUUCUUGCAACCGUGGCCGUUGGAUUCGUUAAGACGAUGUUCAUCCUGGUGGCUACAUUUAUGUUGGACCGUGUUGGACGGCGUCCGUUGCUGUUGACGAGUGUUGGUGGAAUGGUGCUUUCGCUUCUCACACUUGGUGUGAGCCUCACUAUCAUUGAUCAUUCAGAAACGAAGCUAAUGUGGGCCGUUGGAUUGAGCAUAGCAACCGUGUUGUCCUACGUGGCCACGUUCUCGAUUGGUGCGGGACCCAUCACGUGGGUCUAUAGUUCUGAGAUCUUCCCGUUGAGGCUGCGAGCACAGGGUGCGGCUGUGGGAGUUGUGGUGAAUAGGGUCACGAGUGGGGUCAUCUCAAUGACUUUUCUGUCCUUAUCCAAAGGGAUCUCCAUUGGUGGGGCUUUCUUUCUUUUCGGAGGUAUAGCUGCUACUGGAUGGAUAUUCUUUUAUACCAUGCUUCCUGAAACACAGGGUAAAACCCUUGAAGAUAUGGAAGGGUCUUUCGGUAGUUUUAGGGUCAAGGCCAACAACACCCCUAAGGAAGUUGGGGAUAGUAAUGCCCAAGUUCAAUUAGGAACUAAUGUCCGAACUUAAUUAGAGAAAUGUGUAUUAAGGGUAAUAGGGUAUAAUAAGUUUUUCAGAGUAGUUUUUCGAGUGAAAACGAGGAACCACGAGCAAAAGUGUCAAGACUUGUGUAAAAAAAAAAAAAAAAAAAUUACAAUAACUUCUAUGAAUGAUAAAAGAAGAAGAAAGUGUUUUAGAGCUAUUUUUUUUCCCCCUGAUUUCUUACUGAAGGAGUGAUUAGUAUCAUAUUUGAAAUGACCUUAUGGAAUGGGUCAUGGAUGCAAUCUCACUAUUGCAGAUGGCAAAGUGUUAAUUACCAUAUAAGUCUUUUUUUUAAAAGUGUGUUGGUAUUUCUACACUUGAAUUUGUAUUUUCUUUUUUACAUUUACAUUUAUAAAAAAAAAAAAAAGAACGUUGGUUUUCUCUUUUUCUUUUUCAAAAAACUAAGUAUAAAAUACAAAUCAAGUGUUAGUACUUAGUAAUUAUAUAUAUAUUGGUACUAAGGAGGGAAAAUUAAUACAUCUUAAUUUUAGGAGUUAAACCUGACCCGAUGGGAAGCUGUAAGGGAAGCUCCACCCCUAUGUGUCGGCGUUAGGAGUUAAACCGCACGAGGACCCAGGAGACGGGGAGAGUGAGGGGGAGUCCCACUUGGUCCAAGGGAUAAGGUUUUUGUUUGGUUAUAACUUUUCCUUUCUCUUUUUAUUUUUAUUUUUAUUGUGUUCGAAAAUCUUUGGGGUCUUAAAAAAGUAUAGUGGUCCAUUUUUCCUUUGGAUUUGAUGGCAUUUGAUUACUGCAAGCAGGGUUAGAAUGACCUUACAUUUCCUUUGAUUUUGAAGCCACUUAUUCAUCUUCUUGGCAGCUUGGGAAUUCUUUUUGGUUCUUAAAAAAACCUUGAGAUCUGUGUAUAUUUUUUUUCUUUGGAAAAUCGUUAUGGGUUUUUAU
Messenger RNA from Gastrolobium bilobum, 2589 nucleotides. RefSeq names its product polyol transporter 5-like. Gene Ontology annotation, molecular function: carbohydrate:proton symporter activity. The record is from RefSeq and is a predicted model, not a curated record. The transcript is spliced from 3 exons. Gene Ontology annotation, biological process: transmembrane transport. Gene Ontology annotation, cellular component: membrane. NCBI's taxonomy places the organism in Eukaryota, Viridiplantae, Streptophyta, Magnoliopsida, Fabales, Fabaceae. Bases 115 to 1677 code for a protein of 520 amino acids.